Phycomyces blakesleeanus NRRL 1555(-) is the source of this 525-nucleotide messenger RNA. RefSeq lists its product as hypothetical. The transcript has 2 exons. Bases 1 to 525 code for a protein of 174 amino acids. Lineage: Eukaryota; Fungi; Mucoromycota; Mucoromycetes; Mucorales; Phycomycetaceae. The record is from RefSeq and is a predicted model, not a curated record.
AUGCCCGAGAAUCCAGUUCACAGAUUUAUUGCUACUUUUACAGUACUGUUUGCAUCUCGUUACGUGGUCAAUAAGGGUUCUGUUGUCUUGAUUGAGUUCAUCAAUGAGCUCUUGAAGAUUUAUGGACAAGAUUUCCAACUUCCUGAAAGUCUGGCUGGGCUACAUAAAAUGACUGGAUUUUUGUCUAUUACCAAAGGCAUCAAGCGAUUUGUGUCAUGUCCAAACUGCCAUUGCAUCUAUGAAGAAAACAUGUCCGUACCUCCCCAUUGUGUUUUCACAAAUGUUGGUGCAUGCUCUCCUUGUGGUUUACGUGGAACGAUCAUUGAUCCCAUGCAUAAUUUAUUUCUGGGGACGCCAAAGAGAAUGAUGGACCGGUGGGUCAAUAAGAAAAUGAUUGGAGCCAAAGAGUUUGCUGCCAUGGAAAAAAUCGCAGAAACAAUGGUCCUUCCGAGGGAUUAUACAAAGCUGACAUCGAAGCUUGGAAAAGGCUUUCCUUACAUGAAAGCUGAUGACUGGAAAUCCUGA